AUGCCCUUAGAAGGGAUUUUCCUGGAGCCAUGUUCGAAGCCAGUUCCCGAUCUUUCUCUCCACAUUAGUCCGCCCAAUCACGACUCACGACCGAGGCCCGUGGGCCCAGUAAACGAGCCCAUCAACGACCGAAGCUCCCUACUACUCACCGAGCUCUCACUCGCUCACCCAACCGCUCACGACCAAAUCGAGCUCCAAAAGAGCCCAACAAGAGCAUUUGAUAAUGGCCUGAGGCCCAUUAAGGGCAUCCCCGUCUACCCUAACCGGGCCUUCCCUUUCCUGGCCCACCCAGACAAAAACCCCAACAUUCGCGGCCUUUAUCACCACCACCAGCAGAUUCCCAACUACAGCAGUAGUAGCUACUCGUCUUCGGGUCCGGGUUACUUCACGGGCGGGUCGGAUCUUCAUAUGCCGGUACUGAAUCUGGAUACGGGCCCGUCGGGUUGCCGGGCCGGGGGGAGAUUGGGCUUUCAGAAUGGGGGACAUGGGCUUGGGUACCAGUAUGGUGUGGGGAUUAGUUCUCAGGAGGGCAAUUAUGGAAUUAAUCACAAUCAUCAUGGGAUGAUUAGAUCGAGGUUUAUGUCCAAGAUCCCGGCAAAGAGGAGCAUGAGGGCUCCGAGGAUGAGGUGGACGAGCACGCUACAUAGCCGGUUUGUGCACGCGGUUGAGCUUCUCGGCGGGCAUGAAAGCCAUUCGGAUGGGUCCGGUGAGGAUGACCUGUCAACGUUGGGCAGCAGUGGUGAUCGGGCCGGGCUCCGGCAGUUCUUUGAUGAAAGAGGGCCCAAUUCGAUUGGGCCUUUGCAACAUGAAUCUGAGAACUAUGCCUCUACCUCAGCUAAUACAUUGUGGAGCAAUUCUUCA
This is a messenger RNA of Striga asiatica, 861 nucleotides long. The record is from the annotation of a GenBank genome assembly. NCBI's taxonomy places the organism in Eukaryota, Viridiplantae, Streptophyta, Magnoliopsida, Lamiales, Orobanchaceae.